Messenger RNA from Nicotiana attenuata, 1242 nucleotides. RefSeq names its product bZIP transcription factor 11-like. The transcript has a single exon. Gene Ontology annotation, molecular function: transcription cis-regulatory region binding; DNA-binding transcription factor activity. NCBI's taxonomy places the organism in Eukaryota, Viridiplantae, Streptophyta, Magnoliopsida, Solanales, Solanaceae. The record is from RefSeq and is a predicted model, not a curated record. Gene Ontology annotation, cellular component: nucleus. Gene Ontology annotation, biological process: positive regulation of DNA-templated transcription. Bases 518 to 952 code for a protein of 144 amino acids.
AAAAUGGAUCUCCAUUUCUAUCAAAAGCCCCUUCCUCCUCUCUUCAUCUCUUCCAUAUAUGUUCUGAAACUCUGCUUUAAUCAUAUUUCUCUCUCUCUCUGAUCUUUCUCCUCAUCCCUAAUUCCUCUCAUCUUCUGCUUUGAAACUCUGUUACUCUAUUUUCAGAAGUUUACGUUAUUCUCUUCCUAUAAUUUCACUUAUUUUAAUGCAUAGCUAUAGAGCCUUGGUUCUUGAUGUUUGGGACUCAUGUCUCCAGUAAUUAGCGAAGUCCUUCUUUCUGGUUUUACCAUUAAUUCAACCCUUCGUCGUGGAACUCACUUAGUUCAAUCCUUCUCUGUUGCCUUCCUCUACUGGUUCUACGUGUUCUCAUGAAUAUACCUUCCGUUUUAGUUUCUUCUCGCUAACUUAAUAUUAAGCUCCAGCAAAUAUCUAUAACCUUUAUUCUAAUUUAGCUAUUAUUACUGAUAUACUUAUUCAUACUUUAUUCAGUUAUAACGUGUUACAAUACACAAUUAUUAUGGCUUCUUCUCCUAGUGGAACAUCUUCAGGGUCAGAGGAUAUUCAGCAACUAAUGGACCAAAGAAAACGCAAAAGAAUGAUAUCAAACAGGGAAUCAGCAAGAAGAUCAAGAAUGAAGAAGCAAAAGCAUUUGAGUGAUCUAAUGGUUCAAGUGAAUCAACUCAAGGAUCAGAAUGAUAAAAUUGUUACUAACAUAAAUAUGUUGACUCAGGUUUAUUUGAACGUGGAAGCAGAGAACUCUGUUCUUAGAGCACAAAUGGCAGAAUUAAGCCACAGGCUUCAGUCCCUAAACGAGAUCAUUAACUGCUUAAACUCUGCAGCAACAAUAAUUGACGACACAGAGGUUAAUGGUGAAGAUGAUUUCUUGAAUCCUUGGAAUUUGCUACAUGUGAAUCAGCCAAUCAUGGCUUCUGCUGAUGUCUUCAUGUACUGAUCGAUCUAUAUUAUUUGGUCAUUGAAAAAUCAAUUAGAGAAAAAAAAAGAUAUUGUUGUUUGUAGAUUCUUGGCUUGGCUCUAGAUGGAGGUGUUUGGUUAGGUUCACUAAUAAAUAAUUGGAUUUUAAAGAGAAGAGAAGUACUUAUUAAAUGAGGGUUGAUAAAAUAGUUGUUGGCACCUUCUUGGUUUGUGAAUGGGUUAUUGCUACAAUAUUAGUAUAUUAAGUUGCUUGUCUCUUUUGUUAUUUUAUUAAAUAUAAAGAUAAUCCCAUUAAUCUUGUGUGUAACA